Aspergillus steynii IBT 23096 is the source of this 1093-nucleotide messenger RNA. Its product is annotated as SGNH/GDSL hydrolase family protein. The coding region runs from base 157 to 930 and encodes 257 amino acids. The record is from RefSeq and is a predicted model, not a curated record. NCBI's taxonomy places the organism in Eukaryota, Fungi, Ascomycota, Eurotiomycetes, Eurotiales, Aspergillaceae. The transcript has 5 exons.
AGACCUUCAUUCUUAUCGCUCGCGACUUUCCCUCGUUGCCAACCUCUCCACCCCUCCGACGAUCUCUCCGCCGAGACCGUCAAUACAUCGACAUUUUACUCAAUUGCAACGCAAAAUAGACCCUCACAAAGUACGGGUCCACGUCGGGUAAUCAAAAUGGCCUCGUCUACCGCGCAAGACGCGCUAUUCAAGCCCUAUGAUCAAUUCAUCCUUUUCGGCGAUUCCAUCACGGAAAUGUCGAGUAUCCAAGACACUGGCUUCGGGUUACACGGCGCAUUGCAGGAUGCGUACCGUCGACGCCUCGAUAUCAUCAAUCGUGGAUUCGGUGGCUACACAACAGCCCACGCCAUCCAAGUCUUUCCUAAAUUUUUCCCCACGCCCGAGCAAGCGACCGUUCGAUUCUUGGCGUUAUUCUUCGGCGCCAACGAUGCCUGUCUUCCCGGCACCGCGCAACACGUCCCAUUGGACCAAUACAAGGAAAAUCUCAAAAGGCUCAUCCAGCACGAAGCAACAAUUGCCCAGAAACCCAGAAUCAUGAUCCUCACCCCUACCCCUAUCAACGAGUAUCAGUUGCAGGGCUUCGACGAAGGCAAAGGGAACGCCCAUCCGAGCCGGACUGCCAGUUAUACGAAAACGUAUGCAGAUGCGGUCCGCGAAGUCGGGGCUUCGACUGGAGUAGUGGUCGCGGAUGUUUGGACGGCGUUUGUUGCUGCUGCCGGAUGGAAGGAGGGUCAGCCCCUGCCUGGGUCGAGGGAUUUGCCUGAGAUUGACGCUUUUAAGGCGCUGUUUACGGAUGGACUGCAUUUGACUGCAGAUGGGUAUCGGCUGGUUUACGAUGUGAUCAUGAAGGCCAUUCAGGAGAACUGGCCGGACCAAGACCCUGAGAAACUUUCUUUCGUUCAUCCUAGCUGGAUGGAGGCCCCGAAAUGAUCGAUUCAGCCGGUGAAUGAGGUCAGCCAGUUGUCAGUAUUUCGAAGCAUGGCACAAGAGCAUCAACAUGAUCAGACUUUUCAUAGAAAUAUACAUUUGUGACGCCGAUGUCUGUUCCCCUGGUCCUUUAGACGACAUUGAAUAUGAUUUGACACACUCUUAC